This is a messenger RNA of Phragmites australis (common reed), 1351 nucleotides long. Its product is annotated as phosphoglucan phosphatase LSF2, chloroplastic. Gene Ontology annotation, molecular function: protein tyrosine/serine/threonine phosphatase activity; starch binding; carbohydrate phosphatase activity. Gene Ontology annotation, cellular component: chloroplast. NCBI's taxonomy places the organism in Eukaryota, Viridiplantae, Streptophyta, Magnoliopsida, Poales, Poaceae. Gene Ontology annotation, biological process: protein dephosphorylation; starch catabolic process. The coding region runs from base 114 to 1031 and encodes 305 amino acids. The record is from RefSeq and is a predicted model, not a curated record. The transcript is spliced from 4 exons.
AGGCCCAAAACAUUCACCACCCAUCCUCCCCGUCUGGUCUCUGCCUCAUUCCACUCGGCACUAUUUCCUGUAGAUCGAAGGAAAUCCUGCUAUAAUCUUUGCAAGUUGCGAUCAUGGCGGCCAUGGCCAACGCCUCUCGUCUCCCCACAUCCUGCAGUAUCUCAACCGGCAGCAUCAGCGCUAGGGGCAGCAGGCCAGCCGUGGCCGCCGCUGGAUGCGCCCCCGGCGGCCGCAGGAGCCGCCGGAGGAGCGUCGGGGUUCUCCUGUGCCGCUCCUCCUCCACGGCCGGAGCUGAAGGGGGCGGGAGGAUGGAGGACUACAACACUGCCAUGAAGCGGAUGAUGCGCAACCCCUACGAGUAUCACCACGAUCUCGGUAUGAAUUAUGCUGUCAUCAGUGACAGUCUGAUUGUAGGCUCACAACCUCAAACACCUGAAGAUAUUGAUCACUUGAAACAUGAAGAGCAAGUAGCCUACAUUCUUUGUUUACAGCAGGACAAGGACAUUGAGUACUGGGGCAUUGAUUUCCAAGCUGUGGUCAGUAGGUGUAAAGAACUUGGCAUUCAGCAUAUCAGAAGACCGGCAGUUGACUUUGACCCGAAUUCCUUGAGGUCACAAUUGCCAAAGGCAGUUUCCGCACUAGAAUGGGCUAUAUCACAACGCAAAGGGCGAGUUUAUGUGCAUUGCACUGCUGGACUUGGGAGAGCACCUGCGGUUGCAAUUGCUUACAUGUUUUGGUUCGAGAAUAUGGAUCUUAACACAGCUUAUGACAAACUAACCUCCAUAAGACCCUGCGGACCCAGUAAGAGAGCGAUCCGUGCUGCAACAUAUGAUCUAGCUAAGAAUGAUCCAUGGAAAGAGCCUUUUGAGAGUCUUCCAGAGCAUGCUUUCGAGGGUAUAGCGGACUGGGAGAGGAAGUUAAUUCAUGACCGGGUGCGUGCUCUUCGUGAUGUACGAGCAGAAGGAAAUCUUAACAAUUACCCUAACAAGCAAGUCUUUACUGGUGCAACUCCUUUCAUGCACCAAAAGUGAAACUUAGCUUCCCAAGUGGCAGGCUUCAUUGCCAGAUUAUUAGAUGCUAUAAAGGAAGAGGUUUGAUCCAGCUACUCCCAGAAUAAAAGCAUAUACAUGGUCUUUUUGUUGGUUGGUUGUUGGUAAUAUGAAGAAAAUAAAGAGGCGUCCAUAGGUCACAUGAACUUUGUUGCAGGCCCUGCACCUUUGUGGUGAGAGAGCAUGCAUGAAUAGUGCAUUGUAGAUUCAUGAUGCAAGUAAAGCUGUGACGUGUCUCACAAUAUAUUUGAAUACAAUUUGGCUUAUAUUCUUUCCCUGAGAAAGAACAUGCUCUUACAUCA